Camelina sativa (false flax) is the source of this 401-nucleotide messenger RNA. NCBI's taxonomy places the organism in Eukaryota, Viridiplantae, Streptophyta, Magnoliopsida, Brassicales, Brassicaceae. The record is from RefSeq and is a predicted model, not a curated record.
AAUGAAGAAGAUGGGACUUUAACUGUUACAAUGCCUAAGAAAAUUAAGGGGAUUACGGGUUUGAAGAUCGAGGAAGAAGAGGAAGAGGAAGAAGAAAAAACAGAGCCAAUAGUAGAAGAGAAAACAGAACCAGAAGAAGAAAUCAAAGAAGAGCCAAAACCUGAGGUAGAAGAAGAAGAAGUAGAGCCACAGAGAGAAGUGGAAGAAGACAAGAUUGAAGAAGAGGUUGUUGAGGAAGAAACAAGGGAUCAUGAUGAGGAAAAGAAAGAAGAAGUCGAAGAUAAACCAAGAAAGAAGAGAAGAAAAAAGUUUCGUUUACCAUGUUUUGCAGGAUCCACUCUGCUUAUGUCUAUUAUUGUUUUCAUUAUUCAAUUGAUUCAGUCCAGAAAAAAAUGAGAUCA